AUGUCUGAUGGGCUGGUCAGGAGACCAGCCUUGAGCCCAGUUGAAGAGUGUGGUGAACUGAAUGCUGCAAUGUGGGGGACCCGGUCCUCCUUCCCCAAAGCAGUUCAAUUCCAUGUGAAGAUUCUGGAGUUCUUUCUAUCACGCUCUGUGUCAGGCUUUGUGGGGAACACAGAGAUGAACAAGGUGAUGAGCUCGCUGCCAUUCACCCGGGUUGUAGCUAACUCUUCUCUGUCCGUAUCUGUGGAUACAAAGGCUGUGCUCCCUUGUCCUCCUGACAACCCCACAGCUUUGGUGGUAACAUGGACAAUAAGCCCCAGAGACCAGCCUCCCUGCACUAGAGCCCACAGGAGAGACAACAAUGAGACCAGUGAAAGAAACUGUACUGAUGCGAGAAUAUCCUGGGAGUCUAGACCUGAUCAGAAUCCUGCCCUUCAGAUUGACCCCGUGGCCAUCACUCAUGAUGGAUGUUACAGGUGUGAAGUGGCUGCAGCUGAUGGGCUUUUUGGUCAUACAUAUUACCUCCGAGUGUUAGUACCCCCCAAGGUGACCCUGUUUCGAGGCAUCAAUGGAACUGUUGUGUGCAGGGCAGCUGCAGGGAAGCCAUCUGCACAGAUCUUCUGGACCCCAGAGGGAGAUUGUGACACUGAGGAAGAACCCCUGGGCAAUGGUACAGUGACCGUGGAGAGUAAAUGCCACUGGGAGGACCUCCAGGUGUCUAAUGUGUCCUGCUCUGUCUCCCAUGUGACUGGCAACAAGAGUCUGUUCUUAGAGCUGGAAACAGGUGACCAAUUAUCACUAAACUUAACUAUUUUAUAUAUCACCUCCUCUAUUUCGGUUGCCUUGGUCAUUGCGGGAUCCAUUUGGCUUUGGAGAAUCGGUUGCUGCAGGUAUUCAGGUGAAAUGCAGUCUUAUGUCAGCUAUACAGAGAAGAAUACUCCACUUAAUGAUGCUGUGAGCAAGUGA
This is a messenger RNA of Neogale vison (American mink), 963 nucleotides long. Its product is annotated as cell surface glycoprotein CD200 receptor 1-like. The transcript has 6 exons. The coding region runs from base 1 to 963 and encodes 320 amino acids. The record is from RefSeq and is a predicted model, not a curated record. Lineage: Eukaryota; Metazoa; Chordata; Mammalia; Carnivora; Mustelidae. Gene Ontology annotation, molecular function: signaling receptor activity. Gene Ontology annotation, cellular component: external side of plasma membrane. Gene Ontology annotation, biological process: regulation of neuroinflammatory response.